This is a messenger RNA of Xenopus tropicalis (tropical clawed frog), 4176 nucleotides long. It is a transcript of the gene crtc1, whose product is annotated as CREB regulated transcription coactivator 1. Bases 198 to 2054 code for a protein of 618 amino acids. The transcript has 14 exons. Gene Ontology annotation, cellular component: cytoplasm; nucleus. Gene Ontology annotation, molecular function: cAMP response element binding protein binding. NCBI's taxonomy places the organism in Eukaryota, Metazoa, Chordata, Amphibia, Anura, Pipidae. Gene Ontology annotation, biological process: protein homotetramerization. The record is from RefSeq and is a predicted model, not a curated record.
AGUAAAGAAAGUUGUCUAAAAACGAACCGGUUAUUGGACUCAAGCCGACCUGAGACUCCUCGGACACACGGCGGGAACGCGCGUAGCGACGUCACGAUCCUCGGCUUCCCAUUCAUCCUGCCCGCUACCUCCUCAGUGAAACGUCACGUACCUAGCGGGAGCGCGCAUUGUCAGGAGGAGGAGGCGGAGGAGGGAAAAUGGCGACCUCAAACAAUCCGCGGAAAUUCAGUGAGAAAAUCGCUUUGCAUAACCAGAAGCAAGCGGAGGAAACGGCCGCUUUCGAGGAGGUCAUGAAGGACUUAAGCAUCACACGGGCGGCACGGUUACAGCUACAGAAGACCCAAUAUUUGCAGUUGGGACAGAGCCGUGGGCAAUACUAUGGAGGCUCCCUGCCAAACGUGAAUCAAAUUGGAAACAGUGCCAUUGACCUACCUUUUCAGACCCCCUUUCAGUCUUCUGGAUUAGACACAAGCAGAUCAACACGGCAUCAUGGAUUGGUUGACAGAGUGUAUCGAGAAAGAAAUCGCCUGGGAUCCCCCCACAGGCGACCCUUGUCAGUAGACAAGCAUGGGCGACAAGUAGACAGUUGUCCUUAUGGAACUGUAUAUCUAUCACCCCCGCCUGAUACAAGCUGGAGAAGAACGAAUUCAGAUUCAGCUUUGCACCAAAGUACACUGAAUCCCAGCCAGCAAGAAGCUUUCACAGGAAGCUCUCAGGAUGUUCAGCAAAAACGAGUGUUGUUACUGACCGUACCAGGAAUGGAGGAUAGUUCGGAAGGAGAUAAAACACUAAACAAACAAGGAUGGGACACGAAAAAGACAGGAUCUUCAAGGCCGAAGUCAUGUGAAGUUCCUGGAAUCAACAUAUAUCCAUCAAGUGACCAGGAGAAUACGACAAGCCUGAUCCCCGCUGCACAUAAUACAGGUGGAUCUCUGCCUGACUUGACAAACAUCCACUUUCCUUCACCGUUACCAAUUCCAUUAGACCCUGAGGAAUCCACUUUCCCAACUCUGAGUAACUCUAACAGCACCGGCAACCUAGCAAGCAAUUUAACUCACCUGGGUAUCAGUACUGCCAGUCCGGGAAUGACAACAACACAAGGGACAAUUACAGGAUCAUCACAGCAUCGUCAGCCACCUGUAAGUCCACUUUCGUUAAACUCCGAGUCCAGAAGGCAGCAGUCACAACAGAUGUCUCCAACUAUGUCCCCUCUUUCACCUAUUACUCAGGCAGUGGCAAUGGAUGCCUUGUCUCUGGACCAGCAGCUACCCCCUUACACAUUUUUUACACAGCCAAGUUCACAGCAACAGACACAAGUGCCAAGUGGCUUGUCUCAAAAUUCCACGUUAAUGCAGGGCUCUGGUUUACAAAGGGGGGCACAGCUCCCUCCCCUUACAGUAACUAUAUCAACCACAGUUCCUCAGUCACCUCCAGGAAAUCAGACACCAUCAUCUCUGGCUAUAGAUAUUAAUUCGGCUUCUCUCCAGCAGUACCGCAGUAAUGCUGGAUCCCCAGCCAUCCAGUCUCCCACUUCUCCUGUCUCCAAUCAAGGCUUCUCUCCAGGCAACUCCCCUCAACAUUCAAUCCUAGGGAGUGUAUUUGGAGAUUCCUAUUAUGACCAGCAGAUGACUGCACGGCAAACAAAUGCCCUAUCUCACCAGCUUGAACAGUUUAACAUGAUAGAAAAUGCAAUUAGCUCCAACAGCCUUUACAGCCCCUGCUCAACGCUCAACUACUCUCAGGCAGCCAUGAUGGGACUUACAAGUAGUCACAGCAGCUUGCAAGAUUCUCAGCAGCUCAAUUAUUCUAGUCAUGGUAACAUCCCUAACAUCAUUCUCACAGUUACUGGAGAAUCACCCCCAAGCUUAUCCAAGGAACUUACCAGUACAUUGGCAGGUGUUGGAGAUGUGAGUUUUGAUUCUGAUUCACAGUUUCCUCUGGAUGAACUUAAAAUUGACCCCUUGACAUUGGAUGGACUGCAUAUGCUUAAUGAUCCAGACAUGGUCCUGACAGAUCCAGCAACAGAAGAUACAUUUAGAAUGGACCGACUGUAAAUUGAAUAUUCAAUGCAGGAAAGAUAAUGCUGCCCUUACCCCCGCUGAGCAGAAAAGUUCAAUCGUGUAAGGCAACCACUGAGAGGUGUCGCUCUAUGCUGUACAAUGAGUAAAAUCUUGUUGUCCAAAGCUUGCAAUGCUAUGAAUCACACAUUGUGUGCCAUGUUUAGCUCUUGUAAUCCAUUCAUUGCAGCCUAAUGAAGGAUUAUAUCUUAUUUUUUCAUUAUUAAUCACCAAAGUUUUGACAUUGAGUUAACAUUUUUUUAGUGCUUUUACUCAAAGUGUUUAAAUCCGGUGCAGGAAAACAGCUUGGAUCCUCUGAUAACUAGACAGUUGUUGGCCUUACUAAAGCCUGUAUCAACAUAUGCUGCGUUUAGCAUUUCACCUCCCGAGAAGGACAGCAGGCCAAAACCUAAAGAGGAAUUUCUAUAUCCUUUGGAUAUCAAAAUUGUGGUUUUCAAGAUGGCUUUGUUUCUUACUGUAGCUGACAUAGGGAAUUUGCCUGCCAUUGGAAUGCGUGACAAAUAUUGGUAAUUAUUUAGACUAAAAGCAUCCAUCCUUCUGAAGAGAAGACACUUAACACAUUGUCUGAAUUGUCUGAUUUGCUAAAGAAAUGUAGGCUGCCUCAGCACACAGAAUUGCAUGGUUAGUGAAGGAGCCAGUUGAAAUAGUUUUCAAAGAAAAUCUUAUGCAGCUAAUCUAACGCUAGUCAAGCUAUUGAGCUUUGUCUUCUUCUACUUAUGGAUGGUUUUCUCACUUGCUGCCCAGCUUGUAAAUUAUUUUACUCCAUUUUAAGUCAGAAGGGCCAAUAACAAUCUUCUUAAGCAGUCACAUUUUCAUAGUAUUUAUGAAAGCUGUUUUUAGACUUGGGAAAAGUUCUAAUUCUUCAUAGUGUCAAAUGAAUUUUGUUUACUUUUUAUAUGUUUGGGGUCAGACCAGGUUUUCAAACUCAAAGAGAAAAAUUUACAUAGAUUGAACAAAAAGGGGGUUGAAUUAGUAAACUUGCCAACCAGAUUAUUCAUAAUAUGCAUCCUUACCACUGGAAACCACUGGUUUCCUUGCUAUGCAUUAAAGUCACAUUUCAAAGAUCACUUAUGGUUUUCUUCUUAUGUAUACGUUAAGUAUGAGAAUACUGCAUGCAGUUGUUUGUGUUAUUGGCAGCUAUACAUGCAUAACUCCUGAAAUGCAACAGCUGAUUUUACCAUUAUAGUUGUUUACCUUUACUGAAGAAAUGUCGUUGUAAUGCAUCUUUUAAGAGCAAGACUGCCCAUUGGUACCAAUAGCAAUCUUUUACAAUGACAUGUUGUAUUUUGUUAUGGUAUUUUCAAAAUGUUGUGAAUCAUGUAUUAGUUCAAAGGCUACAUGGUUAGAUGCAUUGUAUUCUGAUUGCUAAAAUGACUGCUGCAUUUAGGAAUGGAAAACUGCUUCACAGAAUAAUUUUUUAAGGUAACUGCACUGUAGAUAAUUUUACCCAACUGUAACUAUAACCCCUCUUUUCCCAUUUUCCAAACAGAGCCUCUAAGGUUUGCAGGAAGGAUUAAACAACCUUUUUCUUAAGGAAACUGUGCAUGAGCCUAAAUGGAUUGGUCUACUUAUUUAGAAGGUGAAAACUGCACAACAAAAAUAAGGAAAAAGAUGUCAUAGAACCAGGAAGUUAAAGAAUCCUGAGAGUCACAUAUCUAUUAUGCAGAGCUUCAUAUACAUUUACAAAUAUAUUUCCUAGGAUAUGGGCUACCCAAGCCCUUUAUAUGAUGCAUACUAUUUGUGCUAUACAGAAAUAAAACUAUUCUGUGCAAAAUCAGUAAGUGGUAAUAUUGGAUGCACAGGCAACAUGGGUGUGUGAGCAAUUAUACCACAAUCAGAAGCAGGAGUAAGCUAGAUAUUGUAAUAGUUCUGUACUUCUGUGCAUUUGGAAAAUACAGGUAAAUAAUUUGAUUAUGCUGAAAAGAAAUUUAGCCCAGACACAACAAAUUAUAAUUUUUUUCUUUUUAGAUGACUUUAUAGUGUUGGCGCCAAACAUAAAAUAGCUUAUUGUUUUCUAGUAGUAAUUUUUUUACUACUUGACAAAAUAGUAUUUUAAUGUAAAUGUAUGCAAAAAGUUUUAUGAUUUGUGGUCUGUUUU